Molecule: messenger RNA, 3543 nt
Organism: Scaptodrosophila lebanonensis
Lineage: Eukaryota; Metazoa; Arthropoda; Insecta; Diptera; Drosophilidae
Product: axonemal 84 kDa protein
Exons: 13
Coding region: 1-3543 (1180 amino acids)
Molecular function (GO): beta-tubulin binding; microtubule binding
Source: RefSeq, a predicted model, not a curated record
AUGUCGCCUGUGCUCGUCAACAGCAGCAGUGGCCUGGUAACUGUUGUCGUUUGUCGUCUGUCGCCGCCGCUUCAACUGAGCGAUCUGUCAACGUCAACGCCACCCAAGAAGAAGCUCUCGAAAAAGGAGAAGGCACGUCUCGAGGCCGAGCAGGCCGAGCUGCUGCGCAUCGAAAUGGAAAAAGAGAAACUCAAGAAGCUGGAGGAGGCACGUCAGCGUAAGAAGCUCGAAAUGGAACAGGCCAAGCAUCGACAGCAACAAGAGGUGGCUGAGAACCGCUUGCGUCGUUCACAGUUGCGCAAUAGCAUGCAAUUUUUCGACGCCGUCCGCACCGCCAUCGAGGCCAUAAAGGCGGGUGAGCGCCACGAGCGGGACUGGCAGAAGUUUAUGCGCUGCAAUGGCCUGCCCAACUCCAGCAGUCCCAGCGAUUUGCGCAAAUACAUACACCAAUGGCACGCCGAUAUUGCCAAGCGCCAGUUGGAGUCACGCAACUGGCUGCUGCGAACCGAUGAGCGCACACUGCUCACGCAAGACGCGAACGUUCCGGACCUCACGCGAAUCUCAUUGCGCCAGCAGCAAGGUCGACUGGGCGAUGUCUAUGCGCAACGCAUUAAGGAGGUGUUGGGUAUACUGAACGAACUAGACGAGACACUGGAGGAGCGACAACUUCCGACUCAUGUGUGCGCAGAUCUAGAUAAACUGAAGACUGAGAUACGGGUUUUUCUCAAACAACAUCUGGAUGAAUUCACCUACAAGACAAUGUCGCACAUUGAUCGAGACAUGGAAAUCGAUCGGCCUGGUGUGGCAAAGCACAUUUACAGCUCGGAUGUGUUUCAAAGCUUCGUUUGGACCUUCUCCAAGGAUGCUCAAAUUGCCUUAAAUCCCAAAGCGCGUAUUGGUGAGCCCUCGGCGCACAACGAGAUUGAUUUUCCCACAAUUGAGAUGCUCAUCUCCCUGCCGCCCACCGUACAGCUGCAGAGCUCGGCGCUUCGAGGACUCUGGCUGAACUAUGACCACUUUAGUGACUAUUGCAGCAGUUAUCAGCUGAAGCAUGCACGCUCCGAAAAUGCUAACAUACUACGCCAAACUAAGCGCGAGUGGCGAAAACGCAAGGAAAUACUGCAGUCCAUGUUAGACGAAUGUGCCCGCGAGAUUCCGCUCUCCGAAUUGGAGCAGCUGACUCAGGAUCAGCACUCGGCCAGCUCCCAACAACCACGCGAGCGUAGCUACGACGUUGACAAACUCUAUGCCGAAUAUGAGGAUGAGUUGAACAAGGCACGGCGCCGUGCUAUUGGACCCGAGGCCUACGGCAUGCUCGAAACGGAUGUGAAUCUGCGUAAGUAUCGCAUCAUUGGGGGCGUCUAUUGCAUUGACUUUCUGGAGACGCCUCAGCAGGAUAAGCAGUUGAAUGCGCGCUCGUUUAUACGAACAAUUGCUGCUGCCAACAGUCUGUGCCACAAGGAUUACUACCAGACAUAUAAGCCCCCUCCGCCGGUACUGCCGGGGGUGCGUCGGCUGCCCGAAGAGAUCGAGGCCGAAAUGCGAAUGAUCGAAGCGGCACUAGACAAACUAGCUUUGGUCACUUUACAACUACCCGACUCUGUCAUAUGGUUCGAGCCCCCCGUCGCCUGCCGAUGGGAGACGCAUAUCGAGACACUGGAAAUGGAGCUGGCGGAUAGCGUUAAGCCGACAACAACAGCGCCCGCCGCUGCCACCACAGCUACGCCUACCGAGGCAACACCACUUUCUACCAACGCCAAUCCCAGUCCGCUGAAAAACUCACCCCGCUGUCCGGCCAAGCUUCGCAUCCGUCCGGCCGAGCAAAGCUCUCAAAAAUCAGAUGGCGCAUUGGCCGCUCUGCCCAUGCGCGAGAUCAGCGACUUCGAUAUGUGGGCCAUACCCGCCGAUGUGGAUCUCUAUGGCCUAGUGAAGGAUUUCGUGGUGCCGCGUCUGCCGCAGGGCUUUUGCGUGCGUCUCGAACAGCAUACGCCACAGGCGGGAAGGGAGGCACCUGUGCGUAAAGUCAUGUUUCUGGCACGGCAGAAGCACGUGAGCAUCGGUCAGGAUGUGACAGCGGAUGGGACAGUCAGUGCUCAGCCUGCAACAGCCUUAGAUGCUGGCAUCGGACCCAGCUUUAUGGAUAUGGACGAGCCUACUGAGCUCUUUCCCCCGCUCAGCUUCGAAAAGCUGCUGAAAUUUCGACAGCUUCAGGAAACUGCUGCUCCGCCCACAACCCUCAAGCACUGCUACCUCUUCUCGCAGCUAAUCGACGAUUUGGAUAGACUCUGGCGUCUGCAGCUACCGCGCGAGCAACAGGAGCAGGUGCUGCAGCAAAUCUCCGAGCAAUUGUCGCCAAACGGCUCACAGCAUGGGGACAGCGAACAACAGUCCCCUGAAGACGAUAUGAAGCCACUUAGUCAGGAGCUGGUGGAUGUGCUGCAGCCCGCAGCAGCAGCUGCCGCCUUCGCCUACUACACGGGCAUUACGUUUGUGCGUGACUCGGAAGCCUCGAGUGCCCAACAGGAUAGGCAAGAGAAGGGUAAAGGGGCUGCAAGCAGUAGCGACGAGGACGACCAGGACGACGAUGAUGAUGAUGAGGAUGAUGCAGAUAGCUUUGCGGGUUUUCUACAUGAUGCACCUGGUGGAGUAGGAGGCGGCGAGUCGACAGCGGGUGCCAGUCUGCAAGAGUUUCUCAGCAAGCACAGCCAAAGCGAAACGACAGAGAGCGAUGGGUGGCAGAAACUGAGCAACGAGGCAGCCAUCACACAGGGAAAAUGGAGCACUCGCGACGUACACGAUACCAAGUUCAAUGAGGACAAGCUUUCCAUACAGUUUCGCACUGGACGCUUGGGCAUUUUUGGCUUUGCAUUAAACAAAUAUAGUAAUAUGCCCUAUCAGACCUGGGAUCUGCGACCUGAUAUGAAAAACCCGGGAAACAUUCUCUUUAGUUUCACCGCCUCGCUAAUCAGCCUGGAUAUGACCAUCAAUGAGGCCGGCUACACGGUGCACAACUUCCAGGGCGGCAGUACGCAGGGCAUCACAGACAUGCUCGGAAAAACAAUGUCUCUGGCGGAGCUGAAGGCAACACUCAUACUAUCGGCCGUGGACAUAUUUCCGGACGAGGACGCCUUUUGCUAUACAGAGGGCUCAUGCGAGAAGAACUAUGUGAUGGAGAUGCAUGCCUAUGCGUGCAUCUCCACAUUGGCGCUGUCCCACAAUUUCAGCUGGUCACGCUGGAAUCUGUUGGCCGGCUCCCGGACCGCUGUGCUGCUCAUCCGGGAGCUAAUCGAGGGCAAGAAGGUGCCAUACUACUCCACACUGCUUGUCACGCCCCUGAAGACAUCCAUCAUCGAUUGCACGGAAGUGUCCGCCAGCUUCAAUGCCGUGGGCAUUGCUGGCAUGGAAUAUUAUGCGGAUCUCUAUCAGCUUUCACAAGCACAUGCCCAACCUGUUAGCUUAGAGAAGCAGAGAACGAUGAGCCCCGUGUUGAGGGACAAUGUAGCGCGCAUUUUGAUGGCCAUAAGGCCGCUGAGCUUUUGCUGA